AUGUCGAUAGAGAGGGAUUUGCUCACCAGGAAACACAGGAAUUCUUCCCGACAUUAUACCAUCAAGUUAGAGCGCCGAAUUCGUCAGCUUGAGGCCGAGCUACAGAAGAACAACUUGGAAGUGCCGCCAGGGGAAUCAAGAGAAGAGGUGCUCGAAGCUGUCUUGCAAGAAUCAGGAACGUCACAACAUGAGUCUCAACAGUCCCUGCUGGGGCAAGGCCAGAAGCCUCGAGGACGAUUUCACAGUCUUAUUGACAGACUGUGUGCGGCCGAGCCCCGGCUGUGUACCGAUAGAGCAGGGCGCCUACACUUUUACGGGCCUUCGUCAAGUUUACACACGGCCGAGAGCAUCUCGUCAUGGUUCACCUUCACGGACGCAAUCUAUACAGAGACGCCGCAUCAAACUGCUCGGGAGCUACCUGUGCAGCUCCAAGAACAUCUUUUAGACCAGUACUGGAAAUUCCAACACGGAGUUAUUCAGGUGGUCAACCGUGAGGCCUUUCUGAACGACAUGAAGGUAGGUCGCUGCCAAUACUACAGCAAAGCACUGCUCUACGCCAUCUUCGCCUCAGCUGCCAGGGUAUCAGACUAUCCCGAGAUUCGGGCACUGGUCGUACCACCAGAAGCUGGCAGCCUCCGUUUUGAGGAGCCCUAUCUAUUCAAGAAAGCGUCUACCCUGGUCGAGGAGGAGCUCCGCCACGAUGCUAGCGUGACAACGGUGCAGGCCUUGGCCCUAUUGAGUGUCCUAUGCUGCUGCUACGCCGGCUCCGAUGGCAGAGGGUGGAUGGAUUCGGGGCGUGCUGUCCGUCUCGCAUUCGAAUUCGGAUUGAAUCAAGAGCUCUCGUCUAUUGGACCGAAUAGUCUUCGCAGAGUCGACAGCAGUGUGCUUAGGACAACAUUCUGGGGCUGUUUUACUCUGGAUAGGCUAUGGGCUACCUACCUGGGUCGACCGUACUUGAUACGGCUAGACGUCGUGACGCUUCCCCGCCCUGAUGCUUCACCCGGAGUGCAUACCUGGGACGAGAUAAUUGCCGGUGCUUGGACUGACCUCCUUGACAUCAUUGGCCGUAUAUGCGACUCCAUAAACCACAAGCUUUCACAGCCCUUGGUCAUGCGCCAGGAACUCUGUAACUGGCGUCUGAAUUUGGAUCCUGUCCUCCGCUACCUGCCCCAGUCACCACCGGCAGUUCAUGUUCUGCAUCUCCACUACCACAGUGCGGUCAUUCUGGAAAGACUCUCAGAAGGGCGCUUCGGCGUGGAAACGUCGAGCGCAGCUUCGGACAGCACCAGUGCUCGGACCAUUUAUACCGACCAUGCACUGCAACUGGCUGCUAUUACACAGGAUUACAGAGCGAACCACGGCAGUGCCCGAACCAUGAUAGGGAACUCGCUCUACAAUAUCACGAUUGCGGUCAUCGUCCUGAUUGCAAACUGGGCCGAGGGAGGAACGACGGACGAGAACCAGUACAUCGAACGUGUCGACUCUUGUGUGCGCAGCAUCAAGGAGAUGGAAACCUCGUUCGCAUCCGCUCGAACGCUAUCCAACAUCGUCCUCUCCCUGAUGCGUCGGUGCAAUUUCCCGCCUCUGCCAUCACAACGACAGAAAGAGUGGAGCGAGGAAGAUGAAGGGUUGCUGUCCCGGCUACGCCUGUCUCUGCCGAUAUUGUCGCCGGACUUCAUGCCUGCUCUAUACGACGACCAAGGCCUUUUCUCGGCGACGUUUGAUUCCGAGGGACUCGAGUCCAGUGGCCCUUUCUGGCUCUUUGCCGAUCCCGGCUAUCAUAUGCGUCGACAAGCUGAAUGGGGCGAUGUUGAUUUCUUGACCGGCGACUACCUUGCGGAGAUCAAUCUCCCCGAGAACAAAAAAGGAAUGGAUGCCGGUGUGCACGAGGGCUGGGAACCGACUUGCUGGGACGGGUUUGUGCAGACCAUUGAUCUGAUCGCCCAGAAAGAGCUGAAAGUCAUUGUCAACGGAGGAGCUCUAAACCCUGCCGGGCUUGCAGCCAAAGUCCAACAACUUGUCAACGAGAAAGGCUUCUCCCUCAAGGUAGCCUACCUUUCUGGUGACGAUCUGACCCAGGAAACAAAGGACCAAAUAUCCAAGACGGGUCAAAUUCCAGCCCAUCUUGAUUCCAAUAACCCCGACGUCAAGGUCGAAAAGCUGGCUGUCGCAUUACAGGACUACCAAUCUAGACCAGUGAUCACCUCACAUGCAUACCUUGGGGCGAGAGGGAUUGUGGGGGCUUUAGACGGCGGCGCAGAUAUCGUCAUCGCCGGCCGAGUCGCUGACGCUUCUCCCGUUAUCGCUGCCGCCUGGUAUUGGCAUCAGUGGAAGCCGACAGACUACGACCAACUGGCGAGUGCACUUAUCGCCGGUCAUCUGAUCGAAUGCUCCGCGUACACGACCGGCGCCAACUUUGCCGGGUUCGAUCAGUUCGAUUUGGAUCUCUUUGUGGACCUUCCCUUUGGUAUCGCCGAGGUGGCCAACGACGGUACGUCCGUGAUCACCAAACAUGAACACACCCAGAAAGGGAUCGUAAACGCGGACACCAUCAAAUGCCAGUUUCUCUACGAGAUCCAAGGCGCCAUCUACCUGAACAGCGAUGUUUCCGCCGACACCACCAACAUCGUGAUCACGGACGUGGGCAAAAACCGGGUGCAAAUGUCGGGGAUCAAGGGCUACCCGCCGCCUCCGACGACGAAACUGGCAGUCUUCUAUGAUGCAGGGUAUCAAUGCCAGCUCUUGGCCAACGCGGCUGGGUACGCUACAGAGAAGAAAUGGCAGUUAUUCGAGAAGCAGAUGCGCUUUUUCCUCAACGAGAAAGGCGUUCUGGACCAGUUUGACCACCUCGAGUUCCAGAUUGUGGGCGUACCGGAGCCCAAUCCUCGAAGCCAGCUCCGCAGGUUACAUUGGUCGCUCGACUACCGCACUGCUCACCCCAAGCCAUACAUAUCUUUCUAUCCCGGCCUGUACGAUCAGACCGCGCUCAAGGAAGCAGCACACAUUCUGGGCCCAGACGGAAAAGUCGCCCAGACGAUCGACGCGAAAUUGCCGACCGAGUUCUACCGUCUGGAGCGAAGGAUCAACUUCGACGCCGAACAAUGCACUCUGCGCAAUCCUCAGGGACCCACUCGAACCGUAACUCUGGGCGAUAUCGCCUACGGUCGAUCCGGCGACAAGGGCGCAAACUGCAACUUCGGCAUCUACCCCCGGAACCCGGCGCAUUGGGCCUGGUUCCGCGGGUACAUGUCGCGGGCGAAGCUGCAGGAGCUGAUCGGCGACGACUGGCGAGACACGUACUUUAUCGAGAGGAUGGAAUUCCCCGAGAUCAAGGCCGUGCACUUUGUGGUGUACGGCAUUCUCGGUCGCGGCGUGUUGGCGAGCACCCUGCUCGAUUCCCUGGGCAAAGCAUUUGCGGACUACAUCCGGGCGAAAACAAUCGAGGUCCCGGUGGAAAUCUUGGAGCUGUGA
Cladophialophora immunda is the source of this 3471-nucleotide messenger RNA. RefSeq lists its product as uncharacterized. The record is from RefSeq and is a predicted model, not a curated record. Gene Ontology annotation, molecular function: DNA binding; zinc ion binding. Gene Ontology annotation, biological process: DNA-templated transcription. Bases 1 to 3471 code for a protein of 1156 amino acids. The transcript is spliced from 10 exons. Lineage: Eukaryota; Fungi; Ascomycota; Eurotiomycetes; Chaetothyriales; Herpotrichiellaceae.